Drosophila subpulchrella is the source of this 580-nucleotide messenger RNA. RefSeq lists its product as uncharacterized. The coding region runs from base 51 to 449 and encodes 132 amino acids. The record is from RefSeq and is a predicted model, not a curated record. The transcript has a single exon. NCBI's taxonomy places the organism in Eukaryota, Metazoa, Arthropoda, Insecta, Diptera, Drosophilidae.
AGAUUGAAACGAGUCAAGUCGCACCAAUUUUUGUCAACGAAGUAAGAUCAAUGGAUAAACUUACCGGAAAACUCGUUCAUAUGCUGUCUGUGGCGUCUGUUUUUCUAAGCAAGAACCUAAUUUUCUAUGGAUUUAUAAUUGGACUGUUGAUCACAAUUUUUAUUCGGCUUUAUGUUUCUAAACGCUUUCAACGUUUGACAAUUGUAAUCUGGAGGAACCUAUUCAAUCAUGAGGAUGAACAUGAGGACGAAGAUGAAAACCCCGACGAUGAAGGAUUCUUAGAGGAUGAUUAUCUGUUCAGGGACCUGAAUCCGGAGCAGAGUGUUGAGCUGCACCGUCGUCGACGCUUUGAGGCAGCAGCUGAGGCCAUGAAAAACGAGGCUCAUAAGGAAUUAAUUGAAGGAUCCAAAAAGAGUCCCCAACUAAGGCGAAGGGAAACCAUCAAUUAAACGCAGAACAGUACUAAAUACUAAGAAACUUAACCAGUUAAUAUUCCUGUUUCAAGAAAUGCUAAAAAUAGGACACACUUGGACUUCCGUUCCAGGACCAAAUGUCCAAACGAAAUCAACUAAAUACAGUU